GCUGGCAAGGCAGCAAUUAGCAUUUCCAAUGGGCCCUCGGAGUCUUAGCGUUUGUCCCUAGACUUUUAUCCCAUUAUUCCUUAGGGGACCCCUGCGAGGUGUGUGAAUUCUCGAUGGUCUCGGUUUGGGUGAAGCUUGGCAGGUAGCCUUUGUAAUGGUCCGGUUCAGAGAACUCCCUGAAAGCCGGGGUUAGAGCAUUAAGUUUGCUUUGCAGACCUAGAGUAACAGACCUAUAUUCAGCUUAAAAUAAGUAAAUGCAUCAUAUGUCUCAUCAGAUACCGAGUUGUUUCUAAUAUAGACAAAAGGCUCCAAAGAUUGGGAACAACUUGUGAAUAGAGAAAAACAAUUCUAUGCAUCAACCUAAGGUUUUCUUAAAGUUAAGAUUUCCCCCUCCCAUUCUACCUGUGGCAAACAAAACCACAUAUCAAUGUAAAAAAAAAUGUAAUUAAUUAAAUUUUCAAAGCAAAAGAACGUUUUUUAAAAGGCUCUGGAAAAAGCAAAAACUUUCUGGUAUGCAGUUUCCCAAGUCUUAAAAUGUUAGUCUGAGCAGACAUCUCUGUGACGGGAAAAUGGUGAGGGAAAGUGCUCUUCAGGAUGUCACACGAGCACUAACUAUAAGGUUAUGAGAAACCACAAGGCCGUGAGAUGAAGGCUUUUAUGAAAAACUAGCAAAUCAGUUCCAUGAGCUCGAAAGCAAUGAUGGAUCAUCCAUUUUUAGGGCUUGAUAUGUUCUUUCUCAUUUAAUCCAAAGACACCUCUGUGAAGUAGAUUGUAUUUUAAUCAUUUUACAGAUGAGGAACUGAACCUUCAGCUGCAUGGCCAACAAGAGGAGGAGCUAGGGUUUAAACCCAGAUGGGUCUAACUCUAAAGCCUGCCAUCAUUUCUGCGAUCCGUCUGGUUGGAAUGAAGUCUGAUCAUGGGGGCCUGAUUUGGAACAUGAGGUAGGAACAUCUGUAGAGCACCUUUAACACCAAAAAGAACAUGCAGGUGCCAUCUUGCAGAUUUGGAUAUGCAUAGCAAAUUUCACUUCAGUGGCUGUACUACUUUUGCACUCCCAUGAACAGUGAUUAAGACUUCCCUCACCAUUGCCUAAACUAGGAAACAGAAUCUGUGAUGGAGAGUUGCAUGCAGAAGUUUAUUGGGGAAUGCUCUCAGGUCAUCCACCUAUGGCAACGUGAAGAAGACAGGGCAGCUUGAGGAAGUCGGACCACAUAGCAGGAAGGUAUUGCAGCAAGAUGGAUUUGGGAAAGAACCAAUCUCGUUUGACACUGCAUCAGACACCUGAUUCUCACCAAGAAAACUACGUUCCAGAAGUGAUUGGAACUUGGAGUUUGCGAAACAGAGAGCAGCUCAGGAAAAGAAAAGCUGAAGCACAAGAAAAGCAAACUUCACAAUGGCAAUUUGGAGAGAAAAAAUACAAGCGGCAGAGAACAGGAAAAGGAAACCAAAGGGGCAGAAAAAACAAACAAAAUACAGAACUGAAGGUGGAGCCUCAGUCACAAUUAGAAAAGGAAAUGAUGGAGAAUGCACUGACACCUACAGAGAAAGAAAACGAAUCACCUAGGAGUGUAACUGAAGCUCUCCCUUCAGUAGCCUCCCCACAGAGAAUUGAACCUGAGAAAACAUUUUCUGCAAUAGGUCAAGAAAGCAUUAUAUGUCAGGAAAAUUCUUCUCAGUACCAAGGAACAACAGUUCAAAACCACCCUUCUGAAAUAGGCCAAGAUAUAGCUGAACCUGAAGACCUCUCUCCUAAAAUGUGCCAAGAAAUAGCUGUAAUUCAAGGCCAUUCUUCCAGAAUGUGCCAUGAUAUGGCUGAACCUGAAGACCUCUCUCCUAAAAUGUGCCAAGAAAUAGCUGUAAUUCAAGGCCCUUCUUCCAGAAUGUGCCAUGAUAUAGCUGAACCUGAAGAUCUCUCUCCUAAAAUGUGCCAAGAAAUAGCUGUAAUUCAAGGCCCUUCUUCCAGAAUGUGCCAUGAUAUGGCUGAACCUGAAGACCUCUCUCCUAACAUGUGCCAAGAAACAUCUGUAGUCAAAGCCCUUCCUUCUAAAACACAUGAAGACAUAGCUGGCAUGGAAGGAUGCGCUCUUGAAGCAUACCCCAAAGCAGAUGUGCCUAAAGGCUACACUCUUGAAACAUACCAAAAAAGAGCUGAACCCAAGGAAGACAGUACUGAACCAGGUCAAGGAAUAGCUGGGACUGAAAACUUUCCUCCUAAAAUACAAGAAAUAGCUGUGCCUAAAGACCUUUCUACAAAAGCAUACCAAGAAACAGUUGAACCUGAACACAUUUCUCAUAAAGCAUAUGAAGAAAAUUCUGUGCCCAAAGCCCUCUCUUAUAAGACAACCCAAGAAACACCUGCUCAUGAGGAAUGUCCAUCUGAAAUACACAUUUACCAAAAAACACCUGAGCCUGAAGAUUGUGCACCUGAAAUAUACCAAGAAAAACAAGGGCCUGAAGACCUCUCUACUAAGCCAUACGAAAAUAAGAAUGUGCCUACAGAAUGCUUUCCUGAACCAAACCAAGAAGCAGAUGGGCCCCAAGGCCAGGAUCCUAAAGCACACCAGGAAGAUGCUAAGGCUGUUCAUACUUCUUCUCAAGAAAUGAAAGAAAAACCCAAAGCACAAGAACCAGAGACACCAGCAAUUCCAAACGUUCCUCAAGAGAUUCACCCAGAAAAUGACGUCUAUAGUUAUGUUUUGUUUUAACAAUGCUCAAUCAUAACAAUUGUGCAACAUCUUAUUACAUGUGAUUUUUCUCAAAA
This is a messenger RNA of Myotis lucifugus (little brown bat), 2761 nucleotides long. RefSeq names its product hemogen (gene HEMGN). The transcript has 7 exons. Gene Ontology annotation, biological process: regulation of osteoblast differentiation; cell differentiation. The record is from RefSeq and is a predicted model, not a curated record. Gene Ontology annotation, cellular component: nucleoplasm. Bases 1236 to 2705 code for a protein of 489 amino acids. NCBI's taxonomy places the organism in Eukaryota, Metazoa, Chordata, Mammalia, Chiroptera, Vespertilionidae.